This is a messenger RNA of Aaosphaeria arxii CBS 175.79, 1984 nucleotides long. Its product is annotated as glucosidase 2 subunit beta precursor. The coding region runs from base 53 to 1741 and encodes 562 amino acids. The transcript is spliced from 3 exons. Gene Ontology annotation, cellular component: glucosidase II complex. The record is from RefSeq and is a predicted model, not a curated record. NCBI's taxonomy places the organism in Eukaryota, Fungi, Ascomycota, Dothideomycetes, Pleosporales. Gene Ontology annotation, biological process: N-glycan processing.
GUCUCCCCAGACGCCGCAGCUUCAUUCUUCAAUAGAUUCAAUUCCAAAAAAGAUGGGGCACACAAACCUCAGCACGCUCUCACUCGUCCUCCCUCUCCUCUUCUUCUCCGCCAAUGCUGCCUCCGAGGCCCCUCGACCCCGCGGCGUAGGCCCCGAAUUCGCGAAGUUUUACAAGGACGCCGAGACAUUCACUUGCAUCUCGAACCCGUCGAUCAAAAUCCCCAUCGCGCGCGUCAACGACGACUUCUGCGACUGCCCCGACGGCUCGGACGAGCCUGGCACCUCCGCAUGCUCGUACAUCUCGCCGCUUUCGCCGCAGCAGCCCCCGAAGGUGCGGGUCGGCCAAUUCGUGGAGACGCUUGCGCUGCCCGGGUUUUACUGCAAGAAUAAAGGUCACCAGCCGGGGUAUUUGCCGUUUACGAAUGUGAAUGACGGGAUAUGUGAUUAUGAGUUAUGCUGCGAUGGGAGUGAUGAGUGGGAAGGGGUUGGUGGGGUGAAGUGCGAGGAUCGCUGUGCGAAGAUUGGGAAGGAGUGGAGAAAGCAGGAUGAGAUUCGUCAGAAGAGCUUGAAUGCUGCUAACCAGCGGCGGAAGGAGUUGGUCACUGAGGCGGCAAGAUUGAAGAAGGAGGUAGAGGACCGGAUACAGACCCUCAAGACACAGAUUCAGGGACAAGAGAUCAAGGUUUCAGAUUUGGAGAAGUCCUUGGCGGAUAUCGAGAGGGCAGAGAAGGGCAAGGUCGUCAAGAGUGCUGGAAAGGGCGGCAAGCUAGGAGUCCUGAGCAGCCUCACCAAAGAACGCAUUGACGAGCUCACUCUCAACGUUCAGAGAAUCAGACAGGAGCGAGAUGCUGCCAGGUCAAGUCUCGACGAACUCGAAGGCAUCAUGAGGCGCUUCAAGGAAGAAUACAACCCCAACUUCAACGACGAGGGCGUGAAGAGGGCCGUCAAGGCCUGGGAGGACUUCGCCGCUCAAGACAGGCCUGCACCUGUCCCCGCCCACGACAGAGAUCUCGACGAGAUCCUGAACCCAGAGUCCGAAAGCGCCAUCAAGUGGGACGACUUCUUGGAUACCGACGAGAGCGACGUCGACGUCCUCUACCAAUUCGAAGCCUACCUCCCGGAGCCCGUCCGCAACUGGGUCGACGCCAAACUGCGCGACCUCCGCAUCAUCCUAAUCGAAAACGGCAUCCUCGCGGACCCCCACACCGACAGCGCCGAAUCCAAAGCCGUCACCGACGCACGCUCGCAGCUCACAAGCGCACAGGCGGAACUCAGCUCCGACAAGACGGAGCUCACCAACCACGAGGAAGACCUCGCGAAGGAGUACGGCCCGGACGACGUGUUCCGCGCGCUCAAGGGCCAGUGCAUCGAGAAGGACUCCGGGGAGUACACGUACGAGUUCUGCUUCCUGGAGCGCACGACGCAGAAGCCGAAGCGCGGCGGGGGUAACACGGGGAUGGGCAACUUCGUGCGCAUCGAGAAGAUCGUCGUCGAUGAGGAUCUGCCUGCCGAUGGGAAGGGUCUCGGGUCCGGCGAGCGGUACGCUUUGCAGUACGAGAAUGGUCAGCAUUGCUGGAAUGGACCGAACCGUAGCACGCAGGUUGUUCUUGCUUGUGCUGAGAAGGACGAGAUUUGGAAGAUCAUCGAGCAGGAGAAGUGCGUUUACAGGAUGGAGGUGGGUACUCCUGCUGUGUGCGAGCCGAAGAAGGCGGCGCAGGGGAAAGGCCAUGAUGAGCUAUGAUGGCGUUGAUCCCCCCAUCUAUCCAUCAAUUCCUCCCCGCGUAUAAGAAUACAUGUAAAAACGAAAAGAGAGAGGGGUCGUCGGGUCGGCUGUUUGAAAUCUAAGAGCAAACUGUCAUCGUUUUCAAUGCUGUAGUUAGAAAAAUAUAGACAUGUGUACGGACGACGACAACAUCAGACAACCAAUCAAUGAAUCAAAAAUAGGCAGCUGGAAUGCCUGCCACUGGUCAAAAGAACAGAAAAG